Molecule: messenger RNA, 4464 nt
Organism: Harmonia axyridis
Lineage: Eukaryota; Metazoa; Arthropoda; Insecta; Coleoptera; Coccinellidae
Exons: 8
Coding region: 225-2534 (769 amino acids)
Biological process (GO): signal transduction; regulation of GTPase activity
Cellular component (GO): cytoplasm
Source: RefSeq, a predicted model, not a curated record
ACAAAAUAGCUGCUACACUACGCGAGCACGCUCUAGUCGGCGCCCAUUUCAUCGGGGAUUAUCACCGACGAAAAUUCGCCCGUUCAGAACGCGGAUACUUUCUACAAACCGCGGCAGAUAAGCGUGUGCAUAAUCUUACCGGAAGCGGUUUCGACGAGUCACACACGUCCCCCACGUCGUCGUGUUCAAAUCAAACAGUUUGAAAAGUGUUUUUCACACAUGACAUGUUCUAUCAGCAGAGCGUCAGCGCCUGGCUCAAGGAGAUCCGUUCGAACGCCGAGUACUACGAACCGAUCUCGAUAUUUUCGACGUCGUCUUCGGAAGGUGGUGCGGACCAAGGGGAUGACGUCGUCCGAGGCGGUAUGGGCGAUUUGGUAGACGGUGCGACGUCGUGGUUUAGCGUCGGAAGAAGCGUCGUCGAGCUGGUACUGCCCGUCAACUACGGCGAGGAGCGGUGCGUGUCCGUGUUGUUCGGGGAGACGGCGGAGGACCUGAAAGUGUCGCCGGUGUUUUACGAGGCUGCGGAGUGGGACGAGGCCGAAGACGUGAUGAUGUGGAGACAGGAGCUGAGAUUUCACUGCGAAGAGGAGGAAAGUGUCCUGGAGAACGAGGAAUUCAUCAACUCAAUAAAAAUAGAAGAUGAAGCCUCACAUUCAUUUCCCAAACCACAGAAAUUUCCAGUAUUAGAAGAUCUCGUGGUGGUGAGGAAGAAGACUGUACCAAAUGCCGUCAGGGCCAAAACACUCAACUACGACGUAUCAGGAUGUUCUCAGGGCAAGUUGAACGAAAUAAAGGGUGUGUCAAAAAUUGUAAUAGGUGAUGAACUGUGCGCGAAAAUAAACAGACAGGAAAAGUUGGUAUUCGAGGAUAAUGAAAUACAUGUUAUUGGCAGAACUGGCCAAAAUAAAGUGAUUAAAGAGCAGGUGGAACUGAGGCCAGGCAUUCAACAGUUGGACAAGAAGAACGUAGUCCUCCACGAUGUCAACAACAUCCCGAUCAAGCUUUUAUUCGAUACUUCCAAAGACGCCAAAACCUUCGUGGAAAGCGAACGCCUGAACUCACCACUAGGCGAAAAGAGUUCCAUCAAGACCAAGCUCCUCCGAUUGCUGGGCAAGAGGUCGAGCAGGGAAUUCCUGGUGGAGAAGGGAAUCUACAUGAACGAGUCCAUCUUCGGCAACACCAUCCAGAACAUCUACCAGAUGCAAGAUUGCGUGCCGGAGUUCCUCACCAAGUCUAUACAACUGAUAGAGAUACCCAACAACAUAAGUCAGGUUGGGAUAUAUCGAACGUCGGGCAACUUGGCCACAAUACAAAAGAUCAGAUUCGAGGUGGACAAAGGCAACCUGAGUAUUUUGGAUCAGUAUUACGAGGACGUGGACGUUUUGACCGGGGCGCUGAAGCUGUUUUUUCGCGAGUUGAAAGAGCCCCUGAUACCUUUGAAUAUCAGCGAGGAAUUGUUAUCAUCCUCAGAUAAAUCACCUGGCACGGUCGACUUUAUUAUUCGCAAGUUACCCAAAGCCAACUACGAAACCCUGAUAUGUCUUCUACAGCAUCUUUUGAACAUAGUGGAACACAAGGAAACAAAUAAAAUGGACAUUUACAAUAUGACGAUAUGUUGGGGGCCAUCGCUGAUGUUCGUACCAGACAACUGUGUGGACAUCAUGGCGCAGUCUUCGAACAGCAGCAAAGUGUUGGAUCUCCUACUCAACUUUUAUAAUGAUCAUCCGAAGGAUCUAUCUAGAAACAUAGAACAAAUUGACGAGAAAGCAAAAAUUGAGGCGAAACAUUGGAAAGAUAUGGAAUUUUUGAAAGGACAUAAAAAAAGUUCUAGCUGUUCAAGCAUAAAUGAUACAACCUAUGAAAUCGUCACUAGGAUGGUGGAAUUGAUAGAGGUGAACGCUAGCACUGAGGGUUUGUACAAGAAAACUGGUUCUCAGGUGAAGAUAGACAAGAUCUCGAAAAAGUUGGCCAAGGGCAAGCUGAACGACAUCGAGAAGAUCAAAGGGGAUAUUCAUGACUUCGCAGGUGGCCUAAAAAAGUUCAUCAGUGACCUAACGGAACCAUUUAUUCCAAAAGAAUGCUUUGAAGACUGCAACUGUGAUAAUUUCAACCACAACCUGGUUAAACAAAAAUUGAAGAAAAACAUAGACACUACAAAAAGGAAAGAUAUUUUAACCAUACUACUCAAGCAUAUGGUGAGGAUACUGAAUGAAGGAAAGAGCAAUAAAACUACACUAGAUGACAUAUGUUCCUACUGGAAGAACGUCUUGAUCAAAACAAGUCUGGACGAUAAAUUGAAAACUAAAUAUAUGGAGAUUCUCUUGGAAAUUUACGGAGAUUACAAGGUGCCGCUACAAAUGGAAGUGCCUAAUCCUAUGCCUGACGUCAUCAAAGACAUUGAGGCAAUGGCGCGUUUCAGUAAAUACGAAAAUAUCAACUUGACGCAACAGUUGAAGUUCACAAAAGACGCGACGAGAGGUGAGGCCAAUAUCCUGGAAGAAAAGACUGACAAAGAGGCAAACGAAAAAAAAUAAAUUGAAAAUGUGUAAAUAUGUUUUCGCUUCAGAUUGAAGAAUGGUGGGGUUUUUUAAAUUGAUCGCUGGUAGAAAUUGUUAUUUUGAAAUACGAUUUUGAAGACAUGAAGUUUAUUUAAUUUGCUUUGAGAUGCUGCGUUUGAUUUAUUUUUCAAAUCUUGUUUUGUGGAUAUGUUUCACGCAAGAUAUAGAAAAUAUUGACCAAAUUCACGUUUUUAGAAUCUUUCUGAUUAAAAUUCAUGUUCGUAUUUCGUUUGAGCUUUUUCAUUCGAGCACACUCAAAAUAAUUCAUAUCUAAAUUUUCUGGAUGGUUUGAUUUGCAAAUUUCAAAAUUUUGAAUUUUACCUUAUGAGGGAUCUAUUCUGCCACUGCAUUAGUGAGCACCCAUUUUAUUUAUUGGAUAAAUCUUGAAAAUUGAUUGAAACUAAUUGAAAAAAACAGAAUGUCCUAUGCUGCUUCAUUCCUUAGGUUUGAAGUUCAAAUUUUACUCGUGAUAUUUGGAAUUUUAUCUUUUUUAUCAGAUGGAUACAUGUGGGGGAAACAUAUUAUAGAAAUGGAAAAACAUUCAGGAAAGUAAAGUAUUAUAAAUAGUGGCAAUGAAGUUAAAAGUUAUAUUAAAUGGAAAACUACUUCUUCCUGAUUUUAAAAAUCUAUGAAAUUCAUGCUCAAUAUUUUGAAUGUAUACCGAAUUUCACAAUCCUAACUUCCAAAUCUUCAAAACACAUUGGAAAAUAUGGCAAACUACCAAAAAUUUUAGGCAGAUAUGAAAUUCCCAAUGAAACAGAUACAUUUAAUUUUCCUUCUAAAUUUAAUAACUUUUUUAUCCGCUCCUAAUUAAUUUAAUUCGGAACAAAUAACCCAAAAUAUCUGAAUUUUGAAGAAUUUUUGAAGAAACUCGUGAGUUGCUGAAACCAAUUGGUUUGUAUUUUUAAACUGUUGAAUAUAUGUGUAUAGUUAUUUAUUGAAAGAUAUUUUGAGAUUUGAGAGUAAGUUGAAUUUAAAUUUCAUAAUUUAUUAGAUAGUAUAUUUGAGUGUUGAAGUUCUCACAAAUAUAUGAUUUUGAUUUAUCAGUUAUCCAAUAAAGAAUAAUCGUAUGUUACAUUUUAUUCAUUAGAUAUUAAAGCAUUUUUCUCAUUCCAAGUUCAAUUAAAAUGAACGUUAUCUUUAGAAUUUAUGAUGAAAGAGGUUUGGAGUUUAGUAAUGUAUUUUUUAUAUUCCAAAAUUUAUAAAAUCUAUUAUUAGUUUCGUAAAUAUCUUGAAGCUUGCCAAAUAUUUAAAAGGACAUAUUUUAUUAAGGACUAUUUGUUUUAUAUUGCAUUAAAUCCUUUUCUUUGAUUUUUAGGAUUUAUGAAUCAAUUACAUUUUGAAGUCAGACAAACACAGUUUUUCAGAAAAAUUCUGGAUGUCUGUAUUCUAUUUUAUUCAUCAUGUGGUGAGAAAAUUUUAGUGAUAAAAAUUGAAUGUGAUAUUGCAAAUGAUUUUUGAACGUCUGCAUUCACAGAUGUUCAAGAACACAAUAUUUAUUGUGGUAUUUAGUUUCAUGAGUAAAUUUAAAAAUAAUUUAAAUAACUUUUAAUAUAAUACUCAGAAUUAUCCCAAUAAUCAACUACUAAAACAUAAUGCCUUUUGUGAUCCAGCCAAAUUUUUAGACAGAAAUGUUUCAGGUUUCUGAUUGAUCGAAUAUUUGAAUUGAAUUUUUCUACAUAUUAAAUUCGAUAUCGGGCUUAUGUGUAUCUAUAUGAAACUGAAAGAGGUACAUUAUAUAUGUAAAUAGGUAUAUUCAAACAGAAUUGAAUACAUAAUUUAGCUUGUAGUGCCUUUAGAUGUCCUGCUAUAUAUUUAUACCUUGUCGAAAAAAAUCAUUCCAACCUAAAUGUAUUUAAUAUUCGAUCCUGUAUUUUCAUUUGAAUAAAUCUUAUAUUUAUAUGGA